Molecule: messenger RNA, 417 nt
Organism: Staurois parvus
Lineage: Eukaryota; Metazoa; Chordata; Amphibia; Anura; Ranidae
Source: the annotation of a GenBank genome assembly
AUGCGGGUUCCAUCCCAGCUGUUAAAUACUGAGCUGACAGAGAAGCUUUUCUCAAUGGCACACGCCGUAGCCUUAGACUUGGCAGCCAUCAACAUCCAGAGGGGACGUGACCAUGGAAUUCCACCUUACCAUGACUUUAGAGUAUACUGCAAUCUUUCUUCAGCAAACACCUUUGAAGAUCUAAGGAAUGAAAUCAAGAAUCCAGAUAUAAUUGAAACAUUAAGAAGGUUGUAUGGAUCGCCGUUAAAUAUAGAUCUCUUCCCUGCACUUAUGGUGGAGGACAUCAUUCCUGGGAGUCGGCUGGGACCAACGCUCAUGUGUCUACUAACUACUCAGUUUAGAAACGUAAGAGAUGGAGACAGGUUGUGGUUUGAAAAUCCUGGUGUGUUCAACCCUGCACAGCUGACCCAGAUCAAG